UCGGCCGAAGCCAGCGCCCUGCGUAGUGCGCUCGCUCAGUGCGCUCCACCGUCAGAUGAACAUGGCGUAAUCCGUGAAUUAUUUGACGAGUAAAAACUUAUGGGAAACGCUUGUGUGUCAUUCGGGUGUAAACACACAAGCUCGCAACUCGGAGCUGAAGAAGAUUCCCAGGCAUUUUUCAUCGAGUAUGGUUGCUCUCACUUUUAGCACACGACAUCGUGGAAAGGGCUUGUAGGCACAGUUUGACAGCGUUUAUACCGUGCCCACUUGAACCCAUAAUGCGGACAACAGCUUUGGCUACACAACGGUGAUUCCGCUUCAAGCGUUUUCAACGUCCUUUUUAACGACGCCAGUGCCGCUUCAGAUCGUUUUCAUCUAGCAGUGCUCUGUGAGGAAAUGUCAGAUAAUCAAAGCUGGAACUCAUCCGGGUCAGAGGAAGACUUGGAACCCCGAGAGGAGCUGGGACAUUUGGCUGCAAUUGGAGAGUUUAGCGGUGUUCUAAGUAAGUGGACAAAUUACAUCCAUGGCUGGCAGGACCGUUGGGUAGUGCUGAAAAACAACACAUUGAGUUACUACAAGUCCCAAGAUGAGACGGAGUAUGGCUGUCGAGGAUCCCUCUGUCUUAGCAGAGCUGUUAUUACUGCUCACGAGUUUGAUGAGUGCCGUCUGGACAUCAGCGUGAAUGACAGUGUGUGGUACAUGAGAGCUCAAGACCCAGAGCACAGAGCACGGUGGAUUGAAUCCAUUGAGCUUCACCGGAGUCUCAGAGCAGGGAGGAGGGACAAGGGAGGAGCCCAGGGAACUGUACUCAUCGCUCCAAACCUGGCUGAUUCUGGCUAUGGCUCAGAGUCCAGUUUGCGAAGACAUGGAUCCAUGCUGUCCCUUACAUCAGCCACCAGUGGAUACUCUGCCACCUCCACCUCUUCUUUUAAGAAAGGACACAGUUUGCGAGAGAAACUGGCUGAGAUGGAGACAUUCAGAGACAUCUUGUGCAGACAGGUGGACACACUGCAGAAGUAUUUCGACAGCUGUGCAGAUGCAGUGUCAAAAGAUGAGCUUGAAAGAGACAAAAUUUUGGAUGAUGAAGAGGAUUUCCCCAGCACUCGAGCAGAUGUUGAAUUUUACCACCACAACAAUAACAGCAGCAGAGAAAAAUUGUUUCAAACUCUGAGCCCAAAAGAAAUCAAUGGCAUAGAUUUCAAAGGUGAGGCAAUCACAUUCAAGGCUACCACAGCUGGGAUCCUGGCCACUUUGUCACACUGUAUUGACCUCAUGGUGAAGAGAGAGGAGAACUGGCAAAAAAGAUUGGAUAAGGAGAUGGAGAAGAGGCGAAGAAUAGAGGAAAGCUAUAAAUCGGCCUUAAAUGAAUUGAAGAAAAAGUCUCACUUUGGAGGGCCGGACUUUGAGGAAGGACCAAACAGCCUCAUUAAUGAAGAAGAAUUUUUUGAUGCAGUUGAAGCUGCACUUGACCGACAAGACAAAAUUGAAGAGCAGUCAGAGAAGACAAGGACCAGAGACCAGAGACCUAGUCCUGUCCCCAUUGGAAACAUCUACUCUAGCUCUGGCUCCCACCGGUUCUCAGAAAAGACUCUUACUCAGACCUCCCCUGCCCUUGUAAUCAGGGCACCUCCCCAUGAAGUCCACAGAUUCAGCACAGAGGUGGAUGAGAUGGUUCAGAAUCACAUGACCUUCUCCCUGCAGGAUGUUGGAGGAGAUGCUAACUGGCAGCUAGUGGUAGAAGAAGGAGAAAUGAAGGUGUACAGAAGAGAAGUGGAAGAAAAUGGGAUUGUACUUGACCCACUGAAGGCCACCCAUUCAGUGAAGGGAGUGACCGGGCAUGAGGUGUGCCACUACUUCUGGGAUACUGCAUACCGCAAUGAUUGGGAAACCACUAUUGAAAACUUCAAUGUAGUGGAGACAUUGUCAGAUCAUGCUGUGAUCAUUUACCAGACGCACAAGCGAGUUUGGCCAGCGUCUCAGAGAGAUGUGCUCUAUCUUUCUGCCAUGAGGAAGAUUAUGGCCAACAAUGAGAACGACCCUGAUACUUGGCUGGUUUGCAACUUCUCUGUCGAUCAUGAUGAUGCACAGCCAACCAGCAGAUGUGUUCGUGCCAAAAUUAAUAUUGCCAUGAUCUGCCAGACCUUGGUCAGUCCACCUGAGGGAAACAAAGAGAUUAGCAGAGAUAAUAUCACAUGUAAAAUCACAUAUGUAGCCAAUGUAAACCCUGGAGGAUGGGCCCCUGCAUCUGUCCUAAGGGCUGUGGCCAAAAGGGAGUACCCCAAAUUCUUAAAACGUUUUACUUCUUAUGUUCAAGAAAAAACUGCUGGCAGACCCAUUUUAUUCUGAGAAUCCCCUUUGAAAAUGUCCAUCUAUUCUGAUCACUUAAUACUUAGAAACUAGAAACAAAUUUUAUUUAUUUUAUACACAACAUUCUGUUUAAAGAAUACAGUCCACUUUUCGAAAAUAACUGAUUGUCUUCUGCAGAUGUUUUAUUGGCUUAAACCUAAACUUAUAUAUGUAGUUAUAAUAGUUCAUUCUAGAAUCCAUAUGUAUUUGUAUUCAUGCAACUGGCAAUUGUAACUUUUUACUGUAGUUGACUUGUGGUUAACAUUUCAGUUUCUGUCUGGCUGAAAGUUUGAUUGCUCGUUAUAAUUUAAUAUUUGUAUUUUUUUUAAGUCCUGAGGGUUGUCAUUAAGCUUUGGACCCUAUGACAUUGGACUUGAUCAUCUGAUCCUCAUCUCUCUAAUGAAGCAACUUGGUUCUGAUGGAGAGUUGUGUAGAGAUGGGCCUUUUGCCUAUUUGAUGGACAGUGCCCACAUACAUUUGAACUACAUAGUGGUAGCUGUUUCUUAGUACAGGGCUGUUGUAGCACAGACUGAACUUUUCAAAAAAAAAAAAGAAGUUAAUAGAAGAAAACUAGUUUGAGCCCAGGUGCCUUAGGAAAACACUCAGCACUUAUGUGCCCACAGUUAUAGCUAGCCUUAGCUUUUAUAAAUGGCUAAAUAAAAUAAAUGAAAAACUA
This is a messenger RNA of Boleophthalmus pectinirostris (great blue-spotted mudskipper), 3022 nucleotides long. Its product is annotated as ceramide transfer protein-like. Gene Ontology annotation, cellular component: Golgi apparatus. The transcript is spliced from 19 exons. Gene Ontology annotation, biological process: ER to Golgi ceramide transport. The coding region runs from base 397 to 2346 and encodes 649 amino acids. Gene Ontology annotation, molecular function: phosphatidylinositol-4-phosphate binding. The record is from RefSeq and is a predicted model, not a curated record. Lineage: Eukaryota; Metazoa; Chordata; Actinopteri; Gobiiformes; Gobiidae.